Messenger RNA from Aspergillus fijiensis CBS 313.89, 1340 nucleotides. Its product is annotated as acetyl-CoA synthetase-like protein. Gene Ontology annotation, molecular function: CoA-ligase activity. The record is from RefSeq and is a predicted model, not a curated record. Lineage: Eukaryota; Fungi; Ascomycota; Eurotiomycetes; Eurotiales; Aspergillaceae. The transcript has a single exon. Gene Ontology annotation, biological process: secondary metabolic process. Bases 254 to 1339 code for a protein of 361 amino acids.
AGGUUCCUUGAGUGCAAGCACUGUACUGUUCAUCUGCGACUGCUCUAUCCAGCGGUCUUGACUACGUACGAUAUUCUAUAAAGCUUUUGUUGGAUACAUUACACCGAUAUACCCCCAGACCCCAGCAAGCAUCUUAUCCUAUCCUAUCAAUUGUAUGCCAGCCAGCCAGCCAGCCAGCCACUGGGAUGCAAUAACUUCCACCACCCUCUUCUUCUCAACCUCACUGCCCACUGCACCUUUUACCUCAACAAAAAUGCCCUUCCAAUCCCGCUGGUCCAUCGACAUUCCCAGCUGCCACCUCGCCACCCUCCUCUUCACCUCCCCAACCAACCCGCUCUCCCACACCCAUCGAUGUUUCCUCGACGCCGCCCGCCCGGACACCCACUACUUCACGGAGCACUCGUUCCGCCUCUGGAGCCAACGGCUCGCCGCGGGGCUCCGACACGCCGGACUGCGGCGCGGGGACCGCGUGCUCCUGUUCUCGGGGAACGACCUGUUCUUCCCCGUCGUGUUUAUGGGGAUCAUCAUGGCGGGUGGGAUCUUCACGGGGGCGAACCCCACCUUCGUGGCGCGGGAGCUGGAGUAUCAGCUGCGGGACUCCGGGGCGACGUUUUUGAUCUGUGCGCGGGGGAGUCUGGAAACCGGGCUGGAAGCUGCCCGGGGAGCGGGGUUGGGGUUGGAUCGGGUGUUUGUGUUUGACAGUGCGGUUUUUGAGGAAGGUGAUAAUCUGCAGAGCAAGCUGGACGAGAGGCAGGGUAGUCGCUACUGGGGCGAGUUGAUCGCCUCCGUCGAGGAAGGGAGUCGGUGGGCGUGGGACGAUCUGAUGACCCCCGGCGCGGCGGAUGCGCAGACGCUGGCGCUGAAUUACUCGAGCGGCACGACCGGUCGACCUAAGGGAGUCGAGAUCACGCACAAAAACUACGUCGCCAAUCUGCUGCAGUAUAACUUCCUCUUCUACCUGUACCCGGACUGGGUGCAGCGGCUGGCGCGCGCGCGCUGGCUCUGUUUCCUCCCCAUGUACCAUGCCAUGGCGCAGAAUAUCUUCAUCGCCGCGGCGCUGCGGCGCGGCGUGCCCGUCUACAUCAUGCCCAAGUUCGAUAUGCUAAAAAUGCUCGAGUACACGGAGAAAUUCCGGAUCACGGACCUCAUCCUCGUGCCCCCGGUGGUCGUGGCGUUGGCGAAGCACCCGGCCGUCCGCAGCGGUAGGUAUAAUCUGAGUAGCGUCGAGGGGGUCGCCAGUGGUGCGGCGCCCUUGGGCGCGGAGGUCUGCGAGCAGGUUGAGAAGCUCUGGGAGCCGGGCCGAAUCACGGUCCGUCAAGGUUGGGGAAUGACCGAGUGAG